CAGUUGUAUACGGCACUUCGAAAUAUCGAACGUUCGAGAACGUGAAAAUUCUUUUGUUUCUAUAUAUUACUGUGAUACUUAAAUUUAAUAACAAAAAACGUAAAAUAAUUUAAAAAGUUUAACUCUUUCACAAAACAACAAUGAUUAUACCAGUUCGUUGUUUUACAUGUGGAAAAGUGAUUGGCAAUAAGUGGGAAGCCUACCUUGGUCUGUUACAAGCAGAGUACACAGAAGGAGAUGCUCUUGAUGCAUUGGGAUUAAAACGAUAUUGCUGCCGCAGAAUGCUUCUUGGACACGUAGAUUUGAUCGAAAAGCUUUUAAAUUAUGCACCAUUAGAAAAAUAAAAAUUUAUAAUUUUUAUUUUCUCAUUUCAUAUCACAUAUUAAAAUAUACAUUUGUUACAUGACAUAAAGACUUUGUUAUUUAUAUAGAAAUAUAUUUUUCAAAUUAUGUACAAAAUGGGGUAGAAUAAAA
This is a messenger RNA of Eufriesea mexicana, 474 nucleotides long. It is a transcript of the gene Rpb10, whose product is annotated as DNA-directed RNA polymerases I, II, and III subunit Rpb10. Gene Ontology annotation, cellular component: RNA polymerase III complex; RNA polymerase I complex; RNA polymerase II, core complex. Gene Ontology annotation, biological process: transcription by RNA polymerase I; transcription by RNA polymerase II; tRNA transcription by RNA polymerase III. Lineage: Eukaryota; Metazoa; Arthropoda; Insecta; Hymenoptera; Apidae. The transcript is spliced from 2 exons. The record is from RefSeq and is a predicted model, not a curated record. Gene Ontology annotation, molecular function: DNA binding; zinc ion binding. Bases 141 to 344 code for a protein of 67 amino acids.